ACGAGAAGAACAGCGUGUGUCAUCUUCAUGGGACGAACUCUUGAUUUUAGCGGCAGCGGCUAGCUCCUUAAAAACAUUCAAAUCAUGGCAACGUCAAAGAAAGGGAAGAAAGUAGUAAAUCAAGAGGAACUUCGGCGCUUGAUGAGAGAAAAGCAACGACAAGCGUCCGAAAAGAAGCGCGUAGACUCUCCUUUUGCCAAAUACAACAGUCUCGGCCAUCUCAGUUGUAUUCUGUGCAACAUGCAGGUGAAGUCCGAGCUACUUUGGACAACUCACGUCCUUGGUAAACAGCAUAAAGAGAAGGUUUCUGAGCUCAAAGGGGCAAAACAAGGACCCCAAAGUCAAGCUGUGAAGAGGAAAACUACGGAAACGGACGAAGUUAGUUUUAAAAAGCCUAAACCCGUACAAAGUGCCACCCAAUCUACUUCUGGGCUGCCUGCAGACUUCUUUGAGAAACCCAGAGGCAGUGCUCCUUCAAAACCAGCUGGUGCAAGUCUGUUAGGUGGAGCAUAUGAUGAUGAUGAUGAUGAUGAUGAGGACGACGACGACGAUGAGGAGGAGGAUGAAGAUAAAAAAUCCGUAUCUACAAAUCCUAGUCAGAAAGCGGAGGUUUCUGGACUUCCCGCUGAUUUCUUUGACAGCGCAAUCCCGUCCGUGCCAACAAUCUCCCACUCAGGAUCCAUCCAAAAAGCAGAAACUCCGGAGAAAGAAAAGCCAGAAAAGAAAGAUAAAACUGCAGAAUCGUUACCAGAGGGCUUCUUUGACGAUCCGGUGACAGAUGCCAAGGUGCGCAAUGUGGAAGCGCCCAAGGAUCAGAUGGACAAGGAAUGGGAAGAGUUCCAGAAGGAGAUGCGACAGGUGAAUACAAAAUCUGAAGCUAUAGUGGCUGAAGAGGACGAGGAGGGACGUCUAGAGCGCCAAAUAGAUGAAAUAGAUGAACAAAUUGAGUGUUACAGAAGAGUGGAAAUACUAAGGGACAAGCGUGAUUUGGUUAAAGGCAAAACGCAGACGCAAAAAGCGGUGAAGAUGGAAGUCGAUGUCAGUAUGGAGGAAGAGGAGGAGGAUGAAGAGGAACUGCUGGGACUUCUAUCGCAGGACUGGAGGGCUAAAGGGGCAUUGUCAUAAGUACAUGUGCUUUGUACAAUAUUUUGGACUGAUUCAUCAACACUUGUGUGCUGUAAAUAUAUUUGAUACUAAAGAAAAA
Molecule: messenger RNA, 1204 nt
Organism: Boleophthalmus pectinirostris (great blue-spotted mudskipper)
Lineage: Eukaryota; Metazoa; Chordata; Actinopteri; Gobiiformes; Gobiidae
Gene: znf830
Product: zinc finger protein 830
Exons: 1
Coding region: 85-1125 (346 amino acids)
Biological process (GO): nuclear DNA replication; mitotic DNA damage checkpoint signaling; mitotic DNA replication checkpoint signaling
Cellular component (GO): nucleus; spliceosomal complex
Molecular function (GO): nucleic acid binding; zinc ion binding
Source: RefSeq, a predicted model, not a curated record